Thamnophis elegans (Western terrestrial garter snake) is the source of this 1738-nucleotide messenger RNA. It is a transcript of the gene SH3GLB2, whose product is annotated as SH3 domain containing GRB2 like, endophilin B2. The transcript is spliced from 12 exons. Gene Ontology annotation, molecular function: protein binding. Gene Ontology annotation, cellular component: cytoplasm; membrane. Gene Ontology annotation, biological process: membrane organization. The coding region runs from base 100 to 1350 and encodes 416 amino acids. NCBI's taxonomy places the organism in Eukaryota, Metazoa, Chordata, Lepidosauria, Squamata, Natricidae. The record is from RefSeq and is a predicted model, not a curated record.
CUGCAUCAGGUCUUUCAAAGGAUCUGUUACUUCUGAUCGUUGCUUGAUUUUCCAAAAAUUGGUCUCCAUUGCAGAAGGAAUAAAAUAUAGAGAAAUAGAAUGAAACACGGCUGGUGUUUGGAAGAGAAGAGGAAAAAAGAUGAUAUAUAUAUAUAUUGGUUCACGGAGGAGAAACUUGGUCAGGCCGAGAAGACAGAAUUAGACGCGCAUUUUGAGAACCUCCUGGCCCGAGCAGAGACCACCAAAAAUUGGACGGAGAAGAUUUUGCGGCAGACGGAGGUCCUGCUUCAACCGAAUCCCAGUGAGCGUUUCUUAGCACCCGCAGGUGCCCGAGUGGAAGAGUUCCUCUAUGAGAAGCUGGACCGGAAGGUCCCGUCUAGGGUCACCAAUGUGGAGCUUCUGGCUCAGUACAUGAUGGAAGCAGCCAGCGAUUUCGGGACCACCUCUCCGUACGGCAAAACUCUCAUCAAAGUUGGCGAAACCGAACGGCGUCUGGGAGGAGCCGAGCGGGAUUUCAUUCAUGGCGCUUCCAUCAAUUUCCUGACUCCUCUGCGCAACUUCCUGGAAGGAGACUGGAGAACUAUUUCGAAAGAGAGACGAAUCCUGCAAAACCGUCGGCUGGACCUGGACGCUUGCAAAGCUCGGCUGAAGAAAGCGAAGGCCGCGGAAGCGAAAGCCGCGGCGGUGCCUGACUUUCAAGAGACUAGACCGCGUAAUUACAUUCUCUCCGCCAGUGCAGCCGCGCUUUGGAAUGACGAGGUGGAAAAAGCGGAGCACGAGCUUCGGCAGGCCCAGACCGAAUUUGACCGACAGGCAGAAGUAACUCGUCUUCUCUUGGAAGGAAUCAGUAGCACGCAUGUCAACCACCUCCGAUGUCUUCACGAGUUUGCAGAAGCUCAGACCACCUACUUCGCCCAAUGCUACCAAUACAUGUUGGAUCUCCAGAAGCAGCUGAACAGCUCCAGAGGAGAAAUGUUGCCGGGGACCUUUGUGGGCAACGCAGAGUCCACAUCGCCCCCGCCCAGCGCGCCUUCCCCAACGGCCAUGGUUGGUGCCACGGGGCCCGCCGUGCCUACCCUCCCGGUGGUGCCCACGAUUGCCGGAGCGCCCAAUUCGGCUCCGGUGGUUGAAGCACUGAACUCCAGCGAGGUGAACCCUCCCAGCAGCGGCACUCGGAAAGCCCGGGUGUUGUAUGACUACGAUGGAGCCGACAGCAGCGAGCUCUCCCUACUCUCGGAUGAGAUGAUCACUGUGUACAGUCUCCCAGGGAUGGACCCCGACUGGCUGAUUGGAGAGCGGGGGAACAAGAAAGGCAAAGUCCCAGUCACCUACUUAGAACUGCUGAGUUAAGCGCGCCUGGCAAGGACUCUUCAAGCAAAUCCCCUCUUUCUUUUUCUUCUUCUUCUUUUUGGAAAGGCUGAUUCAUCCCUCGCUCCCACUAUUUAUUAUUAUUAUUAUUGUUAUUACUUGGGGGUUUUGGGGGUGUGUGUGGAUUAAGGCCCCAAAGGGAUGGUGGUGAAUCGUUUCCAUUCUCCAGGGUUUCGGGCUGACUCCCCUCCAAUUAUCCCACUUGGCUUUGAGAGUCGUUGAGAGCUGCUGGGAAGACACCCCCAGCCCGUUGGGGAUAAUGGUGGGUCAUGAGGACUAGCCACUUUAAGAGACCCUUCCUUCCCAUCUUAAUUUUUCCUUCCUUCUCCUCCCAUCUUCCCUCUCUCCUUCCUUCCCUUUCUCCUCCUUC